ACCAAGCUCAGAGCUGGGGUCCUGCACGCAGCAAAGCAGUUUGCAAGCUAGUGUAACGUUUCAGGCAGAAGCCAAUGCCAAGGAGGAGGCCUCAGACUUCCCUCGAUCUUGCCUGUCGAGCCUGCAUCUCGCUUGGGUAGUGUCUCAGGGCCAGUCACUGGCUAUGGACGCACCCGUGCCUUUGUUCGAUGUGGAUUCUGUGUGACCUAUUUCAGGGCGUUGAGAAGAAUUUCUGAGAAUUCUUGUUUUGCUCAACAAAUCUUCUUCACCAUGGACACUGAGGAGUAUGUAGCAGGGCCCGAUGAUGGUCGUAAGCCAGCAAAAUGGGAGGAACUCAAGGAGAACGUUUACCUGAACGAGCGAAAGUCAAGCAAGAAUGGCAAGAGGGACAACAAAAUGCAGUGCGACUGCGAAAUAGCUUAUGAAAAUGGCCAGCCAAUACUUGGAUGUGGGGAGGACUGCAUAAACCGUCUGCUGAUGAUAGAGUGCAACCCCAAGCUCUGUGAAUAUGGAGAAUUUUGUCAAAACCAGCGCUUCCAAAAGCGUCAACAUGCUCACGUAGAACAGUUUAAUACUGGCGAGAAGGGUUGGGGGCUACGAGCCAAAGCGGACAUAGCAGAGGGUGCGUUUGUUCUUGAGUACAUCGGAGAGGUAUGUUCUAAUCAGCAAUUCCAGGAAAGGUCGGCAAGAUAUCACCUCGACGGGCGGCGACACCAUUACUUCAUGACAUUGCGGACUGAUGAAAUCAUCGAUGCCACUUUGAAGGGUAGCAUUUCCAGAUUCAUCAACCAUAGCUGUGAACCCAACUGCGAAACGCAGAAAUGGACCGUCAAUGGACAUCUGCGCAUCGGCUUCUUCUGUAUUUCACCGAUCAAGCAAGGCGAGGAAUUGACAUUUGAUUACCAGUUUCAACGCAGUGGUGAAGGAGCUCAGCCAUGUUACUGUGGAUCGACGAAAUGCCGUGGCAUCAUUGGAGGAAAGCGAGAACGUUCAGAGAAAGUGCCAGAGAAGGGUCGACCCACCGGAGGUAAGAAACCCAGGACAUUGCCCGAAGAAGACGAGUUCACGACCGAAGUGAAGAGUCUGCGUAGUGGCUCUGGCGUGGGAAUCAGAGAGGCGAGCAAUAUUCUACCAUUGUCACGACUAAUGGUGACAGCUGACCGAAGUGAUCAACGCCUUCUAGUACUUCAAACACUGCUAGCCACUGGAGAUGAGAAAUGUCUGAAAAUGUUCAUGCGACUCCAGGGCCUGUCGCUACUGUGGAGUUGGAUGGUCGACUGUGAGGACGAGAAGACGGAUUCACUGGCAUCCAGCAUCAUUGAUGUACUGUCACAUCUUCCUGUUGCUAGUCUAAAUCCACUACUUGACAGCAAAGUUCUCUCCCAGGUCAGGAAGUGGUCGACUCCCAAUGCCUUGGCUGUCAGCGCCAAGUCUUCAGGAGCGAGCACCGCUUCGCCAGCAUCAGAAGCAACAGUAGCAGCAACACCUAACUCUCCGGUGAAAACUGUAGCCGAGCCAUCCAGCCUUGGCGUAACGCAAAUCAAUGGUGUGGAUGAGGUUCGCUGUCAUUCUCCGGCUAAUGACUCGGACGCAAAGAGUUCGCCAUCUCCAACUGAGACCAAACGUACACCACCCACCUCUGAUUCUGGCGUGGGCUCUCCAGAUGCAGGUGCAGAUGCAUGUGAUAGUGGUACGGAUAGCAACAACAUGAUGCCUUACACGUCCAAUGAUGAUAAGUCUUUUGUUCACGUUGCUGCACAAAACCUCUUAGAAAAGUGGAGCGAACUGAAGGAGGUCUAUCGAAUACCGAAGAAGACGGUGCAACAAACCAAGAAUGGUGUUGAAGAAGUGAUAGAGCAGCAACCACCCGCAGCACCUGUGCAGCCACGCAGUAAGCCCAAGUUUGAAUCAUCCUCCGAGCGGUAUUCCUCGCGAAGGAGCUGGUCACACGCUUCAUCGAGACGAAGCAGAGAGCAUGGCCAGUAUUCACCACUGCAUAGAUCUUCAAAACGCUGGGAUGGCUCACACGAUCGCAACCGUUAUCGAUCUGACUUGCCACCGUCAGGCAUUUCAACCGUCACAAAUCGUCCGUCUGCCUACUAUGAUAUUGCUGGCAGUCCACACUCCCAAAGUGGUGCUGGUGGGGUUCGAAGCAGUCAUGGUCUAUCGUCCUCGUCUCCUCAGUAUAUCCAAGGACAUCCUGCUUAUACAGCUAAUCCUGUUAUUGCUGCUGGAUCAGCAGCAGUAGCACCGUUGCAGCUUGCUCCUAACAAUUUGUAUGCUCUGCCCAACGUUGUUGGCGUUCCUGACGUGUUUACUUAUCAGAGUCUGUACAUCCAACACCAACAGCAGCAGUUAGCAGUACUCAGUUCCGUUCUAGCUGCACCGCUGGCAGAAGUGGUGAUAGCAGAUGCUCAGCCAAUGCAGAUUGUGGACGAUGAUGAAAUGGCCAUCACGUCUCACUCACCUUGUCAUGAGGAAGAGGUGGCGGCCACUGAUGCUGCUUCUGACACGUCGUGUGAUAUCGAGUCAUCCCCACUCAACCUACCAUCUGACUGGAGCUAUGCUCGCGAUCAAGAAGGCCGGGUGUACUAUUAUCACCUUGUUAACAGACAGCCACAGUGGGAACGUCCCGAUGAAGAGUUCCAACCACCGCUGCCUGAAGAUGUGAGUACACCGGAGGAGCCUGCACCACCUCUUCCAGAUGACACCAAUGAUGUGGCGCAGAAUGCUGAAUGCCGUGGGUCCUCUUCUAAUGGCUCCGUGCCUACCAGCCAACCCAAGAAGCCAUCAAGUUCCAAACGACGCCGUUCUUCUAACGAUGAGGAGCCGGAGGACUCUGAGCAUCCCACAAAGAAAACAAGCUUACCUAAAUCUGAGCGGAAUCACGAGGCGUUCCGGGCUGAUGUUUCUGUGGUGGUCAUCCAGUUGCUUAAUCCCUACCUGAAGCCCGACUGCAAGCAAGGGCGCAUUCAGAGCCCAGAUGACUUCAAGUAUUUGGCAAGAAAGCUGACGCAUGAGAUUGUCCAGAAGGAAAUGAAACACAAGCCUAGCGCUCGGCCGGAGCUCACGGGCACCGUCCGCGAUAAAGUGACGAAAUUCGUGCGAUCCUACAUGAAGAAAUGUAAAGACAAGUACGAGCGUGUGAAAACGUAAGUACUUCAUGACCACUAGCCCAACAUUUUAUUUUUCAAUUUUCAACUUUUUAUCCCCAUGUGAUUUCUCCUGCAUGUAGUAUACCAUGUGAGCAAUACUGGAAAGAACCAAGUCCAUGAUCUGAUCUUAAAAUUAUUGAAAUUUCUUUUAACAGAGUGUCUCUGCGCACAACUAUGAUAGCACCGCCUACCUUCUUUUUAUCAAUGUCCACUUCUAACGAUCCAAAACCUCUGAGUAGUUCGAUCUGUAGGAGCAACUCGGGUUCAUGUUCAUCUUCCAUGGCAUGGAUUGUUGUUCUGUCUACACGUGAGUGCUGUGUUGUUUGCUCCACGUCUUUGUACCCAAUGGCUGUUUGUUUUUAUUAAAGCGGAUAGUGUGUGUAUCUUAUUCUUUUCAAUGUGAAAUAGGUAGAUCUGCUUAGCUGAGUAUGUAGCCAGCCUUUUCAGUAGUGUGCCAUGGGCUGUGGUCCGUUUUGAUGUUGGACACUCUUUUUUUUACUUUCUCCUCCCAUCUGACCUCUGAGAGUGACCACACCGCGGUUUUGGAUCCUUGAAUGACGUGAGUCUGUCUGUGUGUGCGUGCGUGCGUGUGUGUGUGUGCGAGUCCUCUUGUGCUGUGUGCUUGCCGGUCAUGACAAGUAGGCUAUGCAACUUAUCUCCUGUACCAAGUCUGUCCUUUAUUUUAUGAACUGUACACUCUCGCCGAGUUUGUGCUAAUAUGUCUUAGGCUUGCCGUGUACUUCGCGAGUAUUUUCUCUUUUUUUUCAAUGCUCUAGUUUUUGUUCUUGAGUGAUAGCACACGCCUGAAUAUAUAUUCAUGAAAUCGACAGCACAACACCGCAGGCUGGUCCUUUUGAAAUUUCAGUAUAUUCGACAACUGAA
Messenger RNA from Sycon ciliatum, 4037 nucleotides. Its product is annotated as histone-lysine N-methyltransferase SETD2-like. Gene Ontology annotation, biological process: regulation of DNA-templated transcription. Gene Ontology annotation, cellular component: chromosome; nucleus. The coding region runs from base 271 to 3156 and encodes 961 amino acids. Lineage: Eukaryota; Metazoa; Porifera; Calcarea; Leucosolenida; Sycettidae. The record is from RefSeq and is a predicted model, not a curated record. The transcript is spliced from 2 exons. Gene Ontology annotation, molecular function: protein binding; histone H3K36 methyltransferase activity.